Molecule: messenger RNA, 1089 nt
Organism: Penicillium samsonianum
Lineage: Eukaryota; Fungi; Ascomycota; Eurotiomycetes; Eurotiales; Aspergillaceae
Product: bZIP transcription factor
Exons: 1
Coding region: 1-1089 (362 amino acids)
Source: RefSeq, a predicted model, not a curated record
AUGUCUUCCAAUGAGAAAAAGCGCCUUCGAGAUCGUCGCUCACAGCAGACUCUUCGUGAAAAGAAGCUGCGACAUGCAACCCAGCUCGAAGAACAGGUGGCGCACUGCGAGCAGCAUCACAGCGACCAAGGCGUGCAACGCCUUCUCCAAGUAAUUGAAGGGCUCCGCAAGCAAAAUGAAGCUCUUCUCACGCGCCAAAGGAGCCUGAAAUUGCUCGUCAACUCCUGGGAAACAGAAAUAGAUGAACCAGCGGCCACCGAUGACUCCAGCCAUGACUUGUCAUCUCUGUAUAAGGAGAUGAGCAACCGAGAAGCCCAAUUCUCCCUCCAAACGAACUUCAACGAAUUAAUACCCCAGCACGGGAUAAGCAACAUCCUCAACCCCCCCAUGUCCGCUGCACCAACACCACCACAAUUCCAAUCCCCAUCUCUGGAACCUCUUACCGCCGAAACCACGCCUCUGUGGAACCAAAUUCCGCCACACACUGACGACUUCAGCACACGCACCAUGAUCUCCUGUCCGUGGUUCGUCUACCCAGAGCUCAUAUUCCCAUGCCCAGAUACACCCAGUUCUCCUCUGGACUUUAUAUACGGCACGAAAACAAACCCACUAGCAGACAUGAUCCACACGGCCCUGCAACGCCGUCCAGUCCGCGAUCCAGAGCGACUGGGUACUGGCUGGCUGGCUUAUCACUACUCGAGAUGGGUAAUCGCACCAAGCCCGGAGACCUAUGGUCGACUCCCUGCGUUCCUCCGGCCUGUGCAGGGCCAGAUCACAGUUCCGCAUCCGCUCGUGUUGGACUUUAUGCCGUGGCCAAGGCUGAGGCUGAAUCUAAUUCGGCGAUGGCAUCUGUAUAGCAAGCACCGGGAUGAUCUGUUCGGGUUCAUGGCUUGUUGUGUUAAGAUUCGAUGGCCUUGGAAUGAGACGAUACUUGAACGGAAUGAGCGGAACGAGUUGUGUAUCAACAAGGCGUUUUACGAGGUGUUCAUGAGUGAAAGUGGGUGGGGGCUUACGCCGGAGUUUAUUAGACGGUAUCCUGAUCUUGUGGAGGGGAUGGAUAUCAAUCAAAUCAUGAUUGAGCUUUUAUAA